Molecule: messenger RNA, 2271 nt
Organism: Pseudoliparis swirei
Lineage: Eukaryota; Metazoa; Chordata; Actinopteri; Perciformes; Liparidae
Gene: ubxn11
Product: UBX domain protein 11
Exons: 13
Coding region: 192-1733 (513 amino acids)
Biological process (GO): proteasome-mediated ubiquitin-dependent protein catabolic process
Molecular function (GO): ubiquitin binding
Source: RefSeq, a predicted model, not a curated record
CCCCCUAUGGAUGAAGUAGGAACUACAGGCGUCGCCUCUUUCCACUAUAUCUGUUGUUGGCCUCGCGUUGCUCGUGGAAACGGACUCCAAACAAAGUGAAACCCCGCGAGGAGCCGACACUCAACCCAGCUUAGAGAACUACGAAGACUAAACUUCCCAAAAGCGGAUCGGCCUCUCCUGCCUCCGGGACAAUGAGCUCACCUUUGUCGAUGCUGAAGAAAACGAAGCGCAGUCCACUGCAGGGCCCUGUGAAUGAGCGAUGGGGCAGACACAAAGUGCCUCUCAGGAGGAACAUGUUUAAAGAAUUUCAGGCAUCAAUGGCUGCUGCUGCUGCUGCUGAUGAUGAUGAUGAUGAUGAUGAUGAAUCCUCUGAUCCAACUCCUCUUCUUACCUAUCACACUGCAGCCAAUGAUGCCACUACUUCAAAGUCAAAAGCCCGACCAAAGAAAGGUGCUCCGCCAAGCGACUUUGAGCUAAUGUCUGCCAUGAUGCGACGGGUCAGCCUGCUGGAGCAAAACGUGACGAGCCAAGCAAAAGAGAUAGAGCUCAAGGAUGAAAGGAUUUCAGUGUUGGAUGCCGAGCUGAGGCUUCUGACAGAACUAGGUAACACACAGACACACCUCAGUUGCUCUCCUGGUGAACAAAAAGGGUUUGUUGUGUCCACAUCUCGGCUGUGUGUCCUUGAUUCAGACGGCACCCACCCGAGUUGCAGCGAGAUCCUCGAGAGGAGGUGCCAACAACUGCAGAGCCAAGUGUGUGAAAUGGAUGGCUUUCUGGAAGACUAUGGUUUGAUCUGGGUGGGAGAUGGUGAGAGUGAGCAGCCAGACUCCCCUUUGGUCAGGGGCUUCAACAUGGACUUUGACCUUGUGCUACAGAGGACCAGUGUUCUGAACAUCCUGGCAGGGGAGGGAGAGUCUUUUGUCCAAUCGACAGCCACGGGGGCACAGUUUGCCCAAAAGGAUCCGAUUCAACUGGGUCUCUACCGCAACGGCAUCGUCAUGUUUGAGGGUCCUUUCCGCUCCUAUCAGGAGCACAGCACCCAGCGAUGCAUGCAAGAUCUGAUGGACGGGUAUUUUCCAUCCGAGCUUCAAGAAAGGUUUCCAGACGGUGUGCCCUUUAAGGUUCAUGACAGGCGAGAUCAGGAUUUCAUCUCCAGGACACCUUGGAGCAAGUUUCCUGGCGAAGGAAAGGCCAUUCGUGAUGAACCAUCGAACGCUGUCGGCUCUCAAUUACCCGGCAGGAAGUUGAGCACAGAUCAGUUCCUGAACAGGUUACCGAAAGUGGUCGUGAAGGCUGGUUGUGUGAUUGACAUCAGGGACUCGCUGAGGGCAGUCCUGCAGGGCUCAUCUGAUGCACAGAGCAGCAACUCGGUGAUCCUCGUAGACACACCGGCACUGCAAGUGAUACAAGAGAGACUGCAGACAUCCAGUCCUGUUCGGCCUUCAUCUGCCCGUGAUGUCAUCACUCUCAAGGUGAAAUCAGAAGACGGGAAUCAGACGUACAUCCUGAAAAUGUGCUUCUCAGAAACAAUGGGUGACCUGCGACAGCAUCUGGACAAACGCAGAGGCGGCGGACUCCCUGAUUAUGACGUCAUCAGCGCGUAUCCACAGUGCCACUAUGACGACGACCGCCAGACGCUGCAAUCGUGUGGACUCACCACUAACGCUACUCUGCUGGUGCGAAGGAGCAAACACCCUCAUCCCCCGACGGAAGUCAAUAAAGUGAACCGAUAAAAAGGUUUCGCAUCAGUUUUCUGCGCGGCCAUGACGUCAUCUUGGACUCUUCGUAGAAGGAAAGCACAGGUGUUACUCACACUAACGAUGGCUCAGAACGGUCCAAGAGUCCCAGCAAGUCGUUUUGAUGUUAUGCAACAUGAAUACAGAGAUUGCCUUUAAAAACGGAGUUGGUGGCUGAAUCAAUGUAAGUGAUGACAGAAACACAUUUGAUAACACUGACGGACAGAAACGGGCUCGAAUGUGGUUCGAUCAUGUCAUGGAAGAAGUGACAGUUAAAACACCUUUUAGUUCACAUUCCGGUCAUAAUGUGCAUCGUAUUAACAUUAUAUUUGCAACACAGAAUGUACACCGUGACAACCAUCCAUCAAUCAGCAACUUCUAAUAAAGAGGUGUGAGUGUACCUGCGCACGCAUGCGCAGUAAAUCGCAUCAAGCUACAUUUUAAGACCGCCCCCUUUUUCAAAGGAUUUGAAUGGAACGGAUUGGUUUAAAUCAAACUUCCGUUUCACUCGGUCUCUAAUCUGAUACGUUUCACG